Messenger RNA from Laetiporus sulphureus 93-53, 3272 nucleotides. RefSeq lists its product as uncharacterized. NCBI's taxonomy places the organism in Eukaryota, Fungi, Basidiomycota, Agaricomycetes, Polyporales, Laetiporaceae. The coding region runs from base 40 to 3219 and encodes 1059 amino acids. The transcript has 7 exons. Gene Ontology annotation, molecular function: ATP hydrolysis activity; protein binding. The record is from RefSeq and is a predicted model, not a curated record.
AGGCCCGAACAAUGAUCGACCAAACGCAGCACCACACCUAUGGCGACUGUGGCGACUGCUAUCACCGCCUACAAGGCUGCUGCUACUCUUUCCGAUCUGAUUCGCAAGGCCAUCGGAUACAUGCAUCAAAUCCGAAAUGCAAGGGAAACCGGUGAGGCUCUACUGCGCAAGCUGCAGUCGAUGGAGAGCCAUCUGGAUAAACUUCUGAAUCUGUACGACAAAAGCACGAAGAGUCGAGCAGCUCCUGAGGACGAGAGGGUGCUGGAGCAGCUGUUAGGAUCGUGGUUACGCCAGCCACUCGAGGAUCAUAUUCACAGCAUGGAGGAUCUCCUUCCCCAAUUAUCCGGCCCCGAGCAGAAGAAGAAGCCCAUGCUGAAGCGCAUCAUGCAAAUUCCCAAGCGCACUAUACAUAAUGUCAAGGCAGUUCGGACUGAGAAAACGGUGCAAGAGUACGCGAGCAAAUUGGACCAGUUUCUGGAUCUACUAAAUCGGAACGUAAUCGUUGAUAUAAGGGAUACGCAGCUUACAGCUGUCAUAGAAGGCAAACGAAAGGAAAUCAUCGCAUGGCUUUCUCCUGCCCCUUAUCAAGUAUCCUAUGAACGUUUCAUCAAAGUGCGACAGCAAGGCACCAACUCCUGGCUCUUCGACAAUGCUGCUUACAAACACUGGGAACAAUCGGCGUCUGCGUUUCUAUCUUUGUUUGGCAAAGCCGGAAGCGGCAAAACAAUAUUAGCAUCGUCGGUAAUCAAGAGCCUUCACGACAAACGUGACACGAAGCGCGCAAUCAUUGCAUAUCAUUUUUGCCGCUUCGAUGACCCAAAAAGUACUGAACCUGCCACAGUCAUGCGGACGCUCUUGUCUCAGAUCAUCGGUGCUCUUCACGGUAUCCAGCUCCCCGAAAGCGACUUCGCUGACCUUAUCGAGCGAAUGGAUAACUCGCAACCACCCCCUCAGGAAAUCGCGGACUUGUGCAAUCUUCUUAAGAAAGCUGUGGAUCUGAAAUCGUGCCCGGUCUUCAUGAUCGUGGAUGGGCUGGAUGAACUCUCCGAGCGGGAGCAAGUGCUAGAACUUUUGCGGUGUCUACCGAAACUGGUUCGUACUUCAUCCCUAGUUCGGGUUUUGGUUACAAGUCGGCCGGAGGACCACAUCAAACUCGAACUUCGUAUGCAUCCCGCUAUUGAUCUCUCCGAUGAAAGAAAGGCCAUCAACAACGAUAUUGGACGAUAUAUUGACCAGGAGAUGAACUCGGGUGAUCAAAAACUGCGCGACCUUCCACCCGAGUUCAAGCAAGAAGUAAUACAGAAGUUAACAUCGGGUGCGGAUGGAAUGUUCUUCUGGGUCCGGUGUCAGCUGGACAGUCUUGCAGAGCAAGCGAACGUGGCGGGGAUGAAACACGUUCUCCAGAACUUGCCGCAUGGCCUGAAAGAGACGUACAUGCGUAUCGUCUCCGGUAUCGAUGAUCGGGGAAAACACGUUGUUGAGCUCGCCGAGCGAAUUCUUAGCCUCCUUGUUGCUGCGACAGGACCGGUGCAUAUAGACGAAAUCUGUGAUGCAAUGAAGAUCUCGCUAAGCACACGCACAAUCAAUGAAGAGGAUGGAUUAUGUCGGCCCGAGGAGGUACGCAGGAUCUGCAAAAGUCUCAUCGACUACAAUGAAAAAACGCGAGAGGUAUCUCUGGCUCACUUCUCCGUACGGGAGUUCCUGCUUGAACACAGACAAGAAACGUCAUUGAAGAUCUUCCACAUUCCCCUCGACGACCCUCUCUUGCACGUUACAAAACUUGCACUCAGUUAUAUAUCUAUUAUUGUGUUGCAGUCACCAAAUACGCUGCUGAACUGCGAUGAACACUCCUUUUGCAAUUAUAUCGCGUUCAACAUGGGUUCCUUCUUGCACCGCCUUUUACCGAGUGAUACGACGGAUGAUCUCCAUGAUCUGGAGAACGUCCUGAACACUUGCGCACCUACACUCUUGCAGUGGUUGCGGUCUUGGCAUAGAAUUGGAUCCCGAUCGUUUAUCCACCGACUUCUUCGUUCUUUAGUCAGACUGCCGUCACCGUCAAGUUUAUCGCUUUGCGGUGUUGUUUUCCCUUCCACACCGCUCUUUAAUGCGAUUUACUUCAAUAAUCUGGCCUUGGCGGAUCUGUUGCUGCAUUGCGGCGCUGAUAUCGACAUGUCCGUGGCAGUGGAAUAUGAACGCGGCGCUGAUAUCGACAUGUCCGUGAUAAUAGCGAUCAUCAAAAAAUUUGAACGCACGGAUUGGUUCUUCAACGGCUCGCGCUGCUCUGCGAUGUGGGUUGCCAUCGGGCAGGCUGAUUACAAAGCAUUCAAGUUCUUGCUCUCGCAUGGAGCGUGCCUGCAGCUAAAGGACGGCUUGAUGGGUGACCAUGCAAUUCUGUGGGCCGCGUACAACGGCCAAGAGAAUAUGAUACGAGUCAUGUUAUCCAAAGGAGAAGGCGUCGAUGUUCGUGCUGUUGAUGGAAGUACGGCGCUGCACUGCGCUGCAUUGUCAGGUUCGCUUGACGUGGUUCGAUACCUCGUCGAGGCGGGAUGUGAUGUCAACGCACGCAAUCAUCGUGGACAUACGCCGAUCCAGAUUGAGGACGUUCCCAUUCACCAGAAGAUCACCAAUUUCCUGGUGGAAAAUGGCGCUAUUCCGGCGGAAUACGUUCCUACAACCUGUAUGGACGUACUGAAGACGGCCUGGACGCUACAGCACUCGAUCUCACACCCACUACCGUUGCCUUUGGUACGACGUAUCUUGAAUUUCGCCGGAUAUUGGGUCAGACAACGCUCCUCGUUGACGUCCAGUCCAGACUUUUCUGGGGGUAAUCCAGGCAUAAAAGCAAAGAUUUCGGGGAUGCCCGAAAGGCCUUUACGCAAAGUGGUCUUUGCAAUUACGUCACGCAUUAAUGAUCGGCCUCCUGCGUCGAAGAGAUCUGUGCGCGUCGUCUACCCUUACCUCGAGGUUGUCUGCGAGAGCGAUGAACCCGAGUCAGGGUGGAGGAAGACGAUCGAACUAAGUCUACGACGCUACGAUCUAGCGCCAUUGCACGUGAUCAUCUGGGACGUGGCUGACGACGGAGACUGGAUAGCAAUGUCCAAGGCAGGAGAUGAGCUAAAGAUACGUGCGUCUGUGGAAGAUAUUAGUUUUUUGCCUUCAGAUCGCAAGACAUAUCUCGGUUUAAGUCUUUCAGUCGAUAUAUUCUCUGCCUGUGUCUAGAAUCAUUGUGCUAUUGAUAAUACUUUGCAGCAAUGUAUCGGAGUAAGACGUGC